Molecule: messenger RNA, 405 nt
Organism: Notothenia coriiceps (black rockcod)
Lineage: Eukaryota; Metazoa; Chordata; Actinopteri; Perciformes; Nototheniidae
Product: 60S ribosomal protein L7a-like
Exons: 5
Molecular function (GO): RNA binding
Source: RefSeq, a predicted model, not a curated record
GAGAACAGGCCAAAGAACUUUGGCAUUGGCCAGGACAUCCAGCCCAAGCGCGAUUUGACCCGCUUUGUGAAAUGGCCUCGUUACAUCCGCCUGCAGAGGCAGCGCUCCAUCCUCUACAAGCGUCUGAAGGUUCCCCCUGCAAUCAACCAGUUCACCCAGGCUCUGGACCGUCAGACCGCCACACAGUUGUUCAAGCUGGCCCACAAGUACAGGCCAGAGACCAAGCAGGAGAAGAAGCAGAGGCUGCUGGCCCGCGCUGAGCAGAAGGCUGCUGGGAAGGGAGACACCCCGACCAAGAGGCCCCCUGUCCUCCGUGCUGGUGUGAACACUGUCACCUCUCUGGUGGAGAGCAAGAAGGCCCAGCUCGUCAUGUGGAUCCAAUUGAGAUGAGAACACGGUCACCUC